Alnus glutinosa is the source of this 1808-nucleotide messenger RNA. Its product is annotated as probable pectinesterase/pectinesterase inhibitor 41. Gene Ontology annotation, molecular function: pectinesterase inhibitor activity; pectinesterase activity. The record is from RefSeq and is a predicted model, not a curated record. The coding region runs from base 31 to 1704 and encodes 557 amino acids. The transcript has 3 exons. Lineage: Eukaryota; Viridiplantae; Streptophyta; Magnoliopsida; Fagales; Betulaceae. Gene Ontology annotation, biological process: cell wall modification.
UAAUCUUCAAACUUUUCCACAUGCAAAGCAAUGGCUUCCGAGCUUUUCUAUCACUUAACAAUUCUUUUUUUCGUCAUCCUUUUCUUCUUUGCCUCUCUAUCUUAUGCUGACACCAACUCAACCAGUGCGGUCUCGCCGGGAACCAUUUGCAUUUCCACCCCAUAUCCUUCUUACUGCAAGUCUGUGCUCCCCAACCAAAACGGCGACGUCUACGACUACGGCCGAUUUUCAUUCCGGAAGUCGUUAUCGCAAUCCAGCAGGUUUAUGAACGUCUUGGACGGAUAUCUUCAACGCCGGUCUUCUUUGCGGACAACCACAAUUCGUGCUCUUGAAGAUUGCCGGCUUCUAGCCGGACUAAACGUUGAUUUCUUAUCAAGCUCAGUUGAACAUGUCAGCAAAACUAACGAAACUCUUCCUGACUCCGAAGCCGACGACGUCCAAACCAUGCUUAGCGCCAUUCUAACUAACCAGCAAACUUGUUUAGAUGGCUUGCAAGAAACGGCGGGUUCUGAUCCAACUGUGGAAAAUGAACUUUCAGGUCUUCUCUCUAAUGACACUAAGAUGCAUAGUGUUUCUCUAGCCCUGUUUACAAAGGGUUGGGUGCCGAGAAAAAGAACAUGGAAGUCUAGGAAACAUGUCACUUUCCGACAUGGACGGUUGCCGUUCAGAAUGUCUAACCGGACACGCGCAGUUUACGAGACUGUGAGCAGAAGAAAACUUCUCCAGUUAGUUGAUGCGGUUAUCGUGAGAGACAUAGUGACUGUGAAGAAAGACGGAAGCGGAAACUUCACGACCAUCAAUGACGCCAUUAAUGCAGCUCCAAACAACAGUGUAUCUACUGAUGGGUACUUCUUGAUCUACGUCACGGCGGGUGUUUACGAAGAGUAUGUUUCCAUUGCAAAGAAUAAGAAGUACUUGUUCAUGCUUGGGGAUGGCAUCAACCAGACGAUUAUCACAGGCAACCGGAGCGUUGCUGAUGGGUCGACAACCUUCAAUUCUGCAACAUUUGCUGUGGUUGCACAAGGUUUUGUGGCGGCGGACAUAACUUUUCGUAACACCGCCGGAGCGAUUAAGCACCAGGCAGUGGCAGUUCGAAACGGGGCUGAUUUGUCAACAUUUUACAGCUGCAGCUUUGAAGCUUACCAAGACACCCUAUACACACACUCUCUCAGGCAAUUCUACAGAGAGUGUGAUAUAUACGGCACAGUUGAUUUCAUUUUCGGUAACGCCGCGGUAGUUUUCCAGAACUGCAACAUAUAUCCCCGUAUGCCGAUGAGCGGACAGUUCAUUGCGAUCACCGCACAAGGGCGAACCGACCCGAAUCAAAACACGGGUACUUCCAUUCAUAACUGCACCAUUAGAGCAGCCGACGAUUUGGCGUCAAGUAAUACAAGUGUUUCGACAUACCUGGGAAGGCCAUGGAAGGAUUAUUCCAGGACUGUUUACAUGCAAAGUUUGAUGGGUAGUUUGAUAAAUCCUGCGGGUUGGCAUGAAUGGAGUGGAAAUUUGUCACUCAGCACAUUGUAUUACGCUGAGUAUAAUAACACAGGACCUGGAUCGGGCACGGCAGGUAGAGUGACAUGGCCUGGUUAUCAUGUGAUUAACGCCGUUGUGAAUGCCACUGUUUUCACGGUGUCUAAUUUCUUGCUGGGGGAUGACUGGCUGCCUCAGACAGGAGUGCCUUACACCGGUGGUCUGAUAUGAGACUGAAAUCUUUUGUAUGAAACUCUUGAUGUUCGUUUUUGCACUUUCUUACCGAGCUUUUGGCGUUUCUACACUUUUCAAUAAAGACAAAAAUUAGCUACAAA